Bacillus rossius redtenbacheri is the source of this 2503-nucleotide messenger RNA. RefSeq names its product homeobox protein engrailed-1a-like. Lineage: Eukaryota; Metazoa; Arthropoda; Insecta; Phasmatodea; Bacillidae. The record is from RefSeq and is a predicted model, not a curated record. The transcript has 7 exons. Gene Ontology annotation, molecular function: DNA-binding transcription factor activity, RNA polymerase II-specific; DNA binding. Gene Ontology annotation, biological process: regulation of DNA-templated transcription. The coding region runs from base 1 to 951 and encodes 316 amino acids.
AUGGCUACCACCGCAGCCAAGCACUCGUCUUCUAUUUGUCACACGGAGCAACAAGAGCGAAGGAACCUCGUCUUGGGAGACAGUGUUCCCGCGGCGGUCGCGGGCUCUUGGGCGGUUCUGCCGCCGACGGCCGCCCUGAAGAGAUCCGAAGCGCCGCAGCUCGCGUGCAGCACCCGGGUGUCGGCACGAGGUCUUCUGCGUCGCUCGCCCCCAACUGGCCGGCCCAAGUCUUCAGCGGCUCAACGAACACGCGGCAUGGGCGACGCGCGCCGCGCGGACUGCGGCAGCGACGACGAGGAGGACGAGGAGCCGCGCGGGUCCACCGCCUUCUCCAUAGACAGCAUCCUGGGCGCCAGGCCGCGCUCGCCCGACGGCUGCUUCGUGCGGCCCACCCCCGUGCCGGCCGCCGCCCUCUACCCCGCCGCCGCCGCCGCCGCCGCCUCGCAGACCGCAGGCGCGAUGCUGAACCUGCUGACGGCGCCGCCCCCGCCUGCCUACGGCCCCGCCUCCGCGCUGCUGUACGGCGGCUGGCUCGCCGCCGCCUCCGGCAAGCACCACACGCAGCUCUUCGGCCUGCAAGCUCCGAAACCAGUGGGUCGGAGAUCCCGGAAACCCGGCCUCGACAGGAAACCGCGGCAAGCCUACAGCGCCAAACAGCUGGAGCGUCUGGAAGCGGAGUUCAAGGUGGACAAGUACCUGAGCGUGAGCAAGCGCAUGGAGCUGUCCAAGGCGCUCGGCCUCACCGAGGUGCAGAUCAAGACGUGGUUCCAGAACCGCCGCACCAAGUGGAAGAAGCAGCUCGCGUCGCGGCUCAAGAUGGCGCAGCGCCAGGGCCUGUUCGCGCCGCCGCACUACCUGUCCGCCGCCUCGGUGCAGCAGUACUCGUCGCUGUUCGCGCCGUACUACUCGCCCUGCGCCUACCCGCACCCCGAGUCGCCCGCCCACAACUAGAGCGACCUGCGCUCUCCGGUGCCAACCUAGACCUCGCUUCGCGUUCCCGCAGUGACGCGCUGGACUGACUGCUGACUGCAUAACUGUGCUCUCUAAAGACACUCUCGGUAAUGUUCCUAGACAGUGGCAGUUCUUUGCUUGUUCGCACUGUAGGUCAUGGAGAAAUCUCGAGAACGGACAAAGAGAUUACUACACAAACAAACGGAGAGCAAGCCAAAAUCAGCUGAUGUCGAAAGCUAAAUACAUAGACAGCACGGAGAAUUCCGUCCACUAAAUUAUCUGUGCUGUCUAUGCAUAUAGCUUUUGACAUCAGCUGAUUUUGGCUUAUCUUCUUUGUGUGUGUGUUAAUAUUUUUGACCUUACUUGAGGAUUAUUUAUGACAUACAGUGUAAUCUAGCAAUGACAUAUGUCCCCAACCUCGUUUUAAAACAGUUUUAGUAGUUAUUUAAUAAGUCCUUUGAAUUAUUCCUGCACAAUUGUGAAGAUUGACUAAAAAUAAUUUCGCGUACAUACGAUGUUGUUGGUUUACGCUGGUUGUCAUAGAAUAUAACUCAAGAAUGGGCACUAGAUAUGAAUGGACACACAUUAACAUACGGAGAAAAAGCCAAUAAAUAUCACCUGUAUUAAAUUGUACGUGCCUAGACACAACGAUGAAAGCACGGAUGAACACAGCAGGCUUCAUUCGACAAAACAAUUAUGAUGAUUCGAGAACUCACGUCAUCAGGCACAAUUGACUGAUUUUUUUUCUUUAUUUUGCUCUUCUUGCAACUGUCUUAUUGUCGUUUUCAGCCCAGAGUGUUCGUCUGAACUGAAAUUUAUUAUUACUAAACUCCUUCCACGGAGGUAUCUGAGCUGUCUAGGCAUGUGACAUUUGACCUAAGCUGACAUUGUUUUGUUCUUCGUGUGUUCAUAUAUUCAUCUUUGUUUUCCCUUCUAAAGGUUUUCUGUGACAACCAAUGUAAACCACGAAUGGGAUAUUGCCAUGAAAUUAUUUCACAUCAGACGUUAUAAACCUAAACAUUCUUUGGGAAAUGUUUUAUAUAAACUCGCAAAUUUACACAUAAUAUUUUUUUUAAACAAGUACCUACAAGAUUAGAUACCACAUAUUCAUAAAAAAAUAUCAUCACCAUUAGUAAUUUCUUACUACGUUCAUACAUAAUUUAGGCACAUUUUUGUAUUGCAGUGUUUUUAUUUACGGAAAAAAAAUUGUUUGCAAACAUUGGAAAAAAAUCGUGCUGUCGACAUCAGCAGAUGUUGUUACUUCGUCAAAUAAAAUUUUGUGAGGUCUAUGUUGGCAAAACUUUUUUUGUACGCCCUUUCUCCGUUCCUAAUCUCGAUUUGCGUUACUGGACAGCGAAAGACUGCAAAACUACUGCAGGGAAAACGAUCUCAUCCUACGAGAGUGAAGUGGCCUUGUGAGACUCUGGCGAAGUGAAUUGUUCUUGCGCUUGAGUUUAUGGUGGUAAAGAAAAUACGUGCGUAGACUAAUGUAUGUAAAUAAUGUCAAUGUACUCAACAAUGUGCGUUUAAUUUAAGGUUUCUGAAAACCAAA